UUUCAAACCAUCCCAAUCGAAUACCGCUCGGAUUUCAUGAAUGCAAAAAAAUGCUUUAAAAUCUCAAUCCAAUACACUCUACGUUUCAGCAGCAGGUGAGCUGGGGAGAAGCUUCUUUCGUUUUCUUCUGAUUCUCUUAAUAAUGGCUACACCAUUUCUUGCUGGUGUUGCAAUAGCUGCUGCAGCUCUUGCUGGUAAAUAUGGAAUCCAAGCUUGGCAUUCAUUCAAAACCCGGCCACCAAGGCCACGGAGAUUUUAUGAUGGUGGUUUUCAGCCAAAAAUGACAAGAAGAGAAGCUGCUUUAAUUCUUGGUAUUAGAGAGCACGCUACGGCAGAGAAAGUAAAGGAAGCUCAUAGAAAGGUAAUGGUUGCAAACCACCCUGAUGCUGGAGGUAGCCAUUAUCUUGCAUCUAAGAUCAAUGAAGCUAAAGAUGUGAUGCUUCGGAAGACGAAGGGCAGCGAAUCUGCUUUUUAAAUAGUUUGCACCGAAUCCUUGCACCGAAAUCGAAGUUUCUGAAAAAUCCCUAGCAAAAAAAAAACUUUUCCUUUUGUGGUUCUGAAUUCAGACCGGGAAGCGAGGAAAACUGUACCUCCUUUUCUUUCUUUGGAAAAAAAACUUUAUGGAGUAGUUUAAUCCCUGACUUUCUGAAUAAGUAUGCUGGAAUCCUUUGUUUGCUGUAAUUAACACAUUCAGUUAUUAAUUAGCUAAAACAAUAAUAAAUAAAAAAAAGCAUCCACUUUCCAGUUUGUGAAAAUACUCUGUUUGCAGUUAUUUGUUCAAGGGUACACUUUACAUUGAUAAUUUGAUGUUUUCGUUUAAAAUACACUACACAAGGUAGAAGAAAAGGUAUGUUGAAAAUGUUGAAAAAUUUAUAUACAAAAAAUGAAAUUGUAGAUGUAAUAUUCAUGCAAGGUGCAAGUCUCCAUUGACUUGGAGACUGAAAGUUGAAAAGGAUGGCAGUCCUUAUACCUGCUCUUGACUGCAAGUUAUAUACCUGCUCAAGAAUGGAGUUUAAUUUUUCUGGAUGCUACUUAACCAAAGUUGUGCACGAAUUUAAUCAAUGAACCUCUUCAUACAUAUUUUUCUACAAUAAGUAGGUUUAUAUGUUGUACCAAUGAGUAUCUGUUCCAACAAAUCUCGGGAUGAACGAGAAUCGAAUACAGAACCAGGGACGACAAGAGAUAAGCCUUUACCUCUUCAUACAUAUUUAAAUCUAACUAGCUAUGUCUAUAUAGGUCACAAGCAAGUCUAUUCCAGAUUUCUUAAUAAUUCAAAUUCAUCUUCUAGCUAUCCGGAUGCAGAAACAUAUAAGCUUCAUCGUUCUUAUUGCAUUACCAGGUGUUCCGUCAAGAUUAAAGAAUGGUCAAGGGAGCAUAGUUGGAGCAUACAUGAAUAGAAGCUGUGUCGAGAGUGAGAAACAAGCUUUGGUACUCCUCAAAGAAAGUCUUGUUGACGACCUGAAUUACUUGUCCUCGUGGGUUGGAGAUGAUUGUUAUGCAUGGCGUGGAGUUGGCUGCAGCAACAGAACUGGCCACAUUAUCCAACUUGAUUUUCGCAAUGGUGAUUUGAAAGGUGAUCAGAUAAAUCCUUCUUUGCUUAAAUUGAAAUAUUUGGCCUACUUGGACUUGAGUAACAACAGUUUUCAUGGAAUCCAAACUCCAGAUUUUUUUUGGGUCAUUCAAGUAUCUAACAUAUCUCAAUCUGUCUGGCUCAUCAUUAAAGGUCUGGUUCCCCAUCAUUUAGGAAACCUUUCAAGCUUACGAUACCUUGACUUGAAUAAUCAACAUAAACGUAAUUUUCAACUACACAUUGAUAGUUUGGAGUGGGUUUCCAGGCUUCUUUCGCUGGAACACUUGGAUCUCACACAUGUCAAUCUUUCGGGUGCCAUCAACUGGUUUCCAGCUAUCAACAUGCUUCCCCGUUCAGUUUUAGUACUGAAAUUGCAAAGUUGUCAGCUACCGGACAAUGUUCCUCUCCAUCUCCCUUUCAUAAAUUUGACAUCUCUGGUUUUACUUGAUCUUAGUCACAAGUCACAACAUGAUUAAUUCUUCUUUUCCUUAAUGGGUUUUUAAUAACAGUGAACUUGCAUAUCUUUAUCUUCAGUUUAACCAUUUCAAUGGCCCAGUUCCUAGUUCUAUUGGUAAUUUGACAUCUCUUCUUGAGCUUCAACUCUCCGGAAAUAAUUUUGAUGGAUCAAUUCCAGAGUCUAUUGGAAGUCUGACUUCUCUUAGUGAACUUCAUCUUAUCGCGGCAACCAACUUCAGACUCUCGUGGAUCCCUCAAUUUAUGGCGGCAACAAUCAGCUCUGUGGCCCACCUAUUUUGAAGCCCUGCCCUGGUGACACAGCACCACAAAAUGGUCACCACAACAAUGAAGGUGAUUCAGGUUCAGAUGAUGGGCGUGUGUGGUUUUACGCUGGGUUAGGACCUGGUCUUUUCGUUGGCUUUUUGGGAUUCUGCGUUUCUUUGCAUUUCUCUAAGACUUUGAGGUAUCCUUACUUUCGCAUUAUAGAUCAAGUCUUUGAGAAGGCAGUGGUUUCCAUUGCUAUAUUGUGGAGGAAAUUUCAAAUCUGACAGGUAUAUUCUUUUGGUGGAUUCAGGUUCGUCGUCAAUUGUACUGCAGUGACCUUGGAGGAAGAAUAUGUUGCAGAGUUCUGCAGAAUUCUUAGUGUUAUAGUAUUUCCAGUGGUAUUAUAUUUACUAUGUGUCAUACAUAUUUGGUACUUCUAUAUGCAUCUGUUCUGUUUGCACGUA
Daucus carota subsp. sativus is the source of this 2754-nucleotide messenger RNA. Its product is annotated as mitochondrial import inner membrane translocase subunit TIM14-1. Lineage: Eukaryota; Viridiplantae; Streptophyta; Magnoliopsida; Apiales; Apiaceae. The record is from RefSeq and is a predicted model, not a curated record. Gene Ontology annotation, cellular component: PAM complex, Tim23 associated import motor. Gene Ontology annotation, molecular function: ATPase activator activity. Gene Ontology annotation, biological process: protein import into mitochondrial matrix. The transcript has 4 exons. Bases 41 to 475 code for a protein of 144 amino acids.